Molecule: messenger RNA, 4149 nt
Organism: Eriocheir sinensis (Chinese mitten crab)
Lineage: Eukaryota; Metazoa; Arthropoda; Malacostraca; Decapoda; Varunidae
Exons: 5
Source: RefSeq, a predicted model, not a curated record
UAAUAAUAAUAAUAAUAAUAAUAAUAAUAAUAAUAAUAAUAAUAAUAAUAAUAAUAAUAGUGGUAGUAGUAACAGUAGUAAUAGUAAUAAGGUAACUCUAUAUCUACAAAGGACUCGAGGCUUUAUAACUCUUUCACCGGUACAAAUUGACUCACAAAGGAGGAGGCGAGUGGAGUUCAGGGAAAGAUAAUAUAAUACAGCGAUCCGGGGAUUAUCCAGGGCCGGCCGGGCGACGCGGAAUGUAUGGAGAAUUAAAACACUAGAGGAUAUAAGGAACGCACGCGGGGUUGUAAGUGUGUGUGUGUGUGUGUGUGUGUGUGUGUGUGUGGAGCCGUGUUCAAGGAGGGGAUAAAUAUUGCGUAGUGCUGUGUGUAUGUGUGUGUGUGUGUGUGUGUGUGUGUGUGUGUGUGUGUGUGUAAAGUAAUAUUACGGCACCUACAUGAGACACAGACAAACAGACAGACAGACAGAGAACCACUACACACCACACAGGCCUCGAUAUUUAAACAAGAUAUUCUCAAAACAAUGAACAAUACUGCACAGACAAACACACAAACUAACAGCGGCAGAGAUCCAGUGUUGCACAAGCCAUGUCGCCCCAUCCUCCCCCAGGCUGUGCUCUCUCUAUCGUCCCGGCGCCUCCCCUUCCCGCCUCUGUUGGCAAUCCUGUCUUGACUUCCUGCAGGCAGCUGAUCCCUUCCUUUGCCUUAUUCCAGGAAAGACAGGCUCCCCACCACCAUCACCACCAUACCGGCACCUCCACGCUUUAUCACUGCAUCGCCAUCUCCUGCUCACCACUAUUACGGACCGCGAUUCCUUCACCACCACUUCAUCUCCAACGGAAUACAUAACGGUACACAUUUUAUGCCUCACUGCAUGCUGGUCCCCCUUCCCCCUCUCUCCUCUGCUGCAAGAAAUCAGUGUUUGUGAUGAAUGACUCUUGUCUCUCGCCUGGAUGAUUAUGAGCUGAGACGCACGUUCAGCAGACUGUGAUGCGAGGGAUCGGUGAUUCACUUCCAAACGUCAACAACAACCUUGAUAUUUCUGCUACAAAACAACUCUCAAGAUAGUAAUGAAAAUUAUGUUUAUAAAAGAAAGCAAACUUGGAUAUUAUAGUGAAAAGUGGGACUAACGAAAUAAAAACUAACGAACGCAAUAAAAACUGUUAUUUCAAAAAAUGUUUAAAGUGAGAUGUGUGAUAAUACUCUGACCCCAAAGAAAAAACAUGAACCCUUGAAAAUAGAAACACUCCCUUUAAUUCUACAACAAGACUGUUCAAACUCGACAAAAUCAAGAUACGCCCCAAAGACGCCAUGGUAGUAUGAAGCGAAAAUCAGCCUCCUGACAGCACACACGGUCGGCAACCUCGGCAUGGCGCAGGGUCGCAGCAAACUGUACGGGUUCAAGGUGAUCAGCAUCCUGGAUGGCAAGGGCAAGGACACGAUGCUGCGUGUCCUUACCUGGGGUACGCCGGGGAAGUCUCCGUCACAGUCCCUCGACGAGUAUCUGAACAGCCUCCCAAAGGACUCUACGGCCAGCUACCCUCACACCCGCAACAGGUUUACUAAGCACGAGUUGAAUCAGCUACGGCAGAGUCCUUCCUGUUCUCAAUGCGACAUAACUAUGCUCUUCAAGGCCAUCAAGCUAGCCUGCGAGGGCGUGGCGGGCUUUGAGAGCCAGCGGUGGGUCGAGCCAAGCAAGGAGCUCGAGUACCUCCUCACGUGCAUCAAGAACAAGCGCAACGAAACCUUCCACGGAGCCCGAGAGAUGAGCUACUCUGAUUUCUUGCGCACAGUAGCAGAACUCCGGGAGCUGCUGGAAGCCACCCUAAUGGCUGCAGGGGACAGGUACGGCAGACAAGAGACAGAGGUGACCAAGGAGAUUGAGGGAGUCCACCGUGAGAUUGACAGGAUAAUGCAGGAGGUGCUGGGGGAAGAGGAGCUCCUGGCGAGGAAAGGUGACGCUCUGAAGAAGGAUUUCAUCGAGGAGGCGGGACGUCGGGUGAGGCAGAUGCUCGAGGCCACCGUGCACCUUGACCCCAUGUCCUUCCUAAGCGGGGCCUGCCUGCGGCCACACGUGCAGUCCAUGUUCUGCCGUGUCAGGAUCAAGCAGAAUCAACCCGGGUACAGCGACACAGAUAUCGAGUACUCGGACAUCCUAACGCUGGUGCAGGGAUCACAGGCGCCACAAUCUGAGGAGACACGACCACUGGAAUCCCCACCAACCCCUGCACGUGGCGGCGCUGGACCGAUGUGGCUGCGCAUCGCGAGCACGAUACGACGCAUCUUCAGACGAGGUCGCCCACGGCUGCUAUUGGUACAGGGCGUGGCGGGUAGCGGGAAAACGACACUACUGGCGCUCAUCAUGGCUGAGUACAUGAAGGACGAGGGUCAACGCACCCUGCGAGGCCUGGGCCAGUACGAGCUACUGCUGCGUGCACAGUGCCGGGACCACCACAGCAGCUCUCUGGCCGACCUCCUGCAGCAGCUCAUGCCCGAACAGUUCAUCAAGUACCGGAACCUUCAACUGCCGCUCAUCAAGAGGUGCCGGGUGCUGUUCCUCAUUGACGGCCUGGAUGAAGCCAACGAGAACUCAGAGAAGCUUGUGCACAACAUUCUCUUUGAGGCGAAGGAUGCACCGAGCUUCACCCUCGUGUGCACGUCGCGGCCAGAGAGAGUGACAAGCUUCGUGAACAAGAUUCCGUCGCAGUACGAAGUAAUUCGCGUUGAGCUGACGGGCGUCCCGGAGAGUGAGCGGCUUACCUUCGUGCUGCGCUACCACCGCCUCAUCACCGAGCAGCUCCCUGUGUGCCGAAGGAGUGAAAAUGACCUCAAGCAUAUAAUGGAGAAGAUUGGAGCGAGAGAGCAGUUCAGACUACCUCUCAACCUCCUCUUUCUCAUCUGGAUCAUCAGCCACGAUAUCUGCAUCUCCCCUGUGACCAUCACUCAAGCGGAAUUAUACCUCAAGACCCACCAGCUAUGUCAACAAAAGCUAUUGGACAGAUUGUGUCACUCUCCCACACCAAUGGACCGAUGGACGCUUGAAAAAAACUUGCGAGAGGUGUUGCAAAUGCUCUAUCGCGUGUCCUUGGUGGGUCUUUCUCGCUGCCAGCUCUCCCUGACCAAGGAUGAAGAAGACUCCCUCAGGUCAGCGUGUGUCGCCCGAGGACUUCCUCACCAAGAGGUGUUGUCAGCCUUCCUCGGCCUGAAGGCCACAUGGACGCCUUGGGGCAUGCAGGAACAAUACUCUGCACCCCACAAGGGCCUCCAGGACUUCUAUGCAGCUUUAUGUGUUGUGCCUUUGGCAGGUAAAGGAAAUCCUAAAGCCAUGAAGCAGGAGAUCUUUGGAACAGACAAAGUGGACCUGUCACGGUUUCAGUACAUGUUGCAGCUGGUGGCGGCGCUCCUGCCCCAGCCCGUGACGGACGAGGCAGCGCAGCAGGUGGUGGACCUCCUUAAGCGGUCAGGAGUGAGGAACGAAGAUCAGUGGCUGAACAUUAUUGAAGAAACCAAGGCAGCCCCGGCAAUCGUCUCGCUUGUUGCCCAACAUUUCCCUGUACCUCAGGACAUUAUGGUGACGGACAGCCAUGUCAGGAGCUACACCGCCCUGCUGCCACACCUCCCGCCGGCACGGGUCGGGAUUGUUCUGAAUAAGGAGGUGGCUGCCGUGGCGCCCUUGCUGGACGCCCUCGCCGGCCACACCUGCACGCGGCUCAUGCUGCGCCACCACUUCAGAUACCCGCGCCCCGACACAACCUCGGACGCCAUCCUGCAGCAGGUGAAACACAGCAACACACUCGAGGGCUUUGGGGGUCACCUGAGCGAGGAGGGGGUAGGCCAGCUGCCCCCGAGCCUGAAGAGCCUGAGCGUGGCCGUGCUGGGUGGCGGGCGAGCACGCGGCACCCUACUGGCCCUCAGCGACCAGCCCAAGAGACUGCCCCUGCUCCGGACGCUGGAAGUCCACAUGCCGCUGGGGUCCAUCACCGCCCCCUCGUCCCUCCCGCCGCUGCCUGAUGCCGGGGAUGUGUCAAUCUACCUCUCGGGCCUCAGCGACGAGACUGUGGUGCUGGCGUGUAAGGUGGCGGGGGCGCUGCAACCUCCGUCAGGGUAUAUGGGCAUCUGCUUCUCGGGAGCGGCGGAGGUGACGGAG